GGACUAACCACACCUGCGAGUGAUUGAUUACACAGUCAACAACAUCGCUGUAUACAAACAAUCAUGCUGGCAAGGAUUGUUUUGGUACUCUGUUUGGCAGCUUUGGCAAGUGCAGCUGUUAUCCCUGGUGGCUCUAAAGAGCCAAAAUGCUCUGAGUACUACUUGCCCAUAUGUACCCGGGAAUAUAACCCCGUGUGUGGUACUGAUGGAGUCACAUACCCCAACGAAUGCAUGCUGUGUUUGGGGAAUAUGGAGGACGAGGUCAACACCUUAAUCUCCAGGAUGGGUGAAUGCUGAGACCAAUCCACUCAUUUAUAUUAUCUAGAUGUGACAUGAAGGCUGGAACCACAUGCAGUUUUUUUUUUUUUUAAAAUGGUUUUAUCUUAAGAUAAAGUGUUUCCCCACUGUUAUGUGUCCUUUUUAAAACGAUCAUUUAAUAAAACCUUCAUAUAGAAGUCA
Sinocyclocheilus rhinocerous is the source of this 459-nucleotide messenger RNA. RefSeq names its product trypsin inhibitor ClTI-1-like. Lineage: Eukaryota; Metazoa; Chordata; Actinopteri; Cypriniformes; Cyprinidae. Gene Ontology annotation, molecular function: protein binding; serine-type endopeptidase inhibitor activity. The record is from RefSeq and is a predicted model, not a curated record. The coding region runs from base 64 to 297 and encodes 77 amino acids. The transcript is spliced from 4 exons.